AUGGCCUCAAUGUCAGCAUUACCUCAACCGUCACGGUCAUCUGCAACUCCAUCUACCAGCUCGUUACCACCCAUCCCCAUCUCUAAAGCACGAAAGAGCACCCCGGCUCCCGAUACCCCUCGGGCCGCCUCCCCGUACCAACUAUCUAAGCUGCGAACACCCUCAAGCCCGAAACCAUCACUCGCACGCUCUCCUCUCUCCAGCUCCAACUCAACCUCCAAUCUCAGCGCGAUCCGAUCAGCAUCCAGUGGACGUACCCCCGGUAGCCCCGAUAAAUCCUUACGUCGCACCAUCAGCAUCGCAUCCUUCCCGCAACCUCCAAAGACCGCAAGUCGGUCUUCGACCGCAUCAUCUGUCUCUGGUAUUCCGGGCACCGUCAUCUCGGCGAGUGUAAAACCCAAAAGGAGUUCGCGACUCAGUACCGGCACCACCAGCAGCUACCGAAGCUCCAAGACACCCUCAUUACUCAACGGAAGCGCCGAUGGCAAUUCCAUUUUAGCUGAUCCGCGAGAUCUCGCGAACCUCGAAGGCUCUCCGUCACAUAGCAGAAGCUCGUCCGCUCAAGGAUCAGUUUCAACCAGCGCAACGACUUUCGAGGAUACAGAUGACACAACAGGCAUGAGCAAAAGCAAUACUAAGCACAAGGAGGCCAAGGGCAACGUCCUCGUCAGUGUCCGUGUCCGGCCUGAUGCUAGUGGAGGAGACACGUCAAGAAGUCAAGGCGAAUGGUCGGUCGAUGGGCGCCAGGGUCUAAUUUCCUACCGAGGCAAAGAGGGAGGGGAUUAUUAUUUCGAUAAUGUCUUCACAACACACGAAAACAAUGCCAAAGUUUAUGACUCGGCCGCAAAGCGACUGGUCCGGCGGGUCAUGGAAGGUUAUCAUGGCACCGUGUUUGCAUACGGUAUGACGGGAACUGGCAAGACCUUCUCGAUGCAGGGAACCGCAACCUCCCCUGGUGUCAUCCCGCUAGCCAUCACCGACAUCUUCUCGUUUAUUCGCGAAACGCCCCAUCGGGAGUUCCUCCUUCGAGUCAGCUACCUGGAAAUUUACAAUGAGAAGAUUCACGACCUGCUCUCGGCCUCCGCCAAUGGAGCCAGUGCCGUAGUGCCGCAGCAAGAAGAAAUCAAACUCCGCGAGGACAGCAAACGGGGCGUUUAUGCGACGCCGCUCAAAGAGGAGAUCGUACAGAGUCCGACCCAGCUCCUCCGGGUAAUCGCGAGAGGAGAUCACGCCCGGCGAACGAGCAGUACUCAAUUCAACUCCCGUAGUUCUCGAAGUCACGCAGUCGUCCAAAUCGUCGUCGAGAGCCGAGAGCGAGUGCCCGCCGGCCUUUCGCAGGACAAGCGAUCCGGAAUCGCUCCUGGUGGUGUCCGCGUAUCCACAUUAAGCUUGAUCGAUCUUGCUGGCUCAGAGCGGGCAGCCGACGACAAAGAGCGCCGAACCGAAGGUGCCCAUAUCAACAAGAGUCUGCUCACCUUGGGCAACAUCAUCUCUAAGCUAUCGGAGAGCAAGGAUAGACAAGGCAACCCGGCGGACAAAGAUGGUCGGCACCUGCCUUAUCGUGACAGCAAGUUGACGAGACUUUUGCAGUCCGCUUUGUCUGGUGGCUCCCUUGUGAGCAUUCUUUGUACGGUCCAAAUGGUUUCUAGCGUCAAUACAAACUCCGGCGAAACACUCAACACGUUGAAGUUUGCUGCCCGAGCAAAGAACAGUAUCGUCAGUCACGCGAAGAAGGCUGAAGAAACCUAUGGCAGUGGUGGUGGAGACUCUGGAAGUCGCGUUUUGCUCGAACGUUAUCGUAUGGAGAUUCAAGCCCUUCGGGGCCAGCUCGACACGCAAGCCAAGGCCCAGGCCGAAAAAGAAAUGAAGUGGGAUGAGCAGCAAUUCGAAAAAGAAGCCCAGGCUCGACACGAGGAGCAGGUACUGGAGAUGCAGCUGGCUCGAACAGCCCUGAAAGAACGCAUUGAGCAUCUGAAUCGGUUGAUUCUCAGUUCCAAGUCCACUGGUGUGAACAGUCAUGGCAGUUUGUCCGCUGCGUUUGGUCGGCUUUCAAGAAUGUCAGCCACCGAAUCAGGAACCCGCUCGCUGCGUUCUUCGGCAAGUCAAUCUACUCUGGGGGUCGCCCCUAUGUCUAUACGGCCUAUCUCGUUCAUGUCAGUGAACAGUAACGAACCCUCGGGGCCGUUGCCCUUCCCCAGCGGAUCUUUCGGCAACGACGAGGACGAUGAUCUUGGAGAAUUUGGUGAUGGCAAAGCUAGCCUGCAGCGGCAAGUCGCUGCAUUGCAGGCGGAUUUGGGCGAUAAGAAUCGAUACAUCUCCACUCUCGAGCGUCGCUUGCUCCAAGCCAGACGUUCUAGCCACUCUCGCAUGUCGAUUGGGGUCAAAUCCGGUAAUACGACAAUUUCUGAGCACCCGGACGUGAUGGCCCUAGUUCGCGAGAAGGAUAUGGAGAUCAAUGAACUCCGAAUUCAGCUUGACGACAAGGACCGUAUGCUGGCUGCUCUUCGGUCCGCUGCACGCCACCGAGACUUGGCCGCCGUGACCAAUGAAUCACAAUCACCGGAACUGAACUCCCAAGCAGAGGCAACAAAUUCCGGUCGGAACAGUCCCCCGCAAACUAAUGGCCUAGCUGAGAGAGCUGCAAGCCCAGAGCUUGUACCGCCAAUGAGACUAGGCGAGAAAGAAGAAGACCGAAGAAAGAACAUGGACGAGGUGUCCAGAAUGCUGGAUGAAAUGAUUCAAGGUCGGGUUGGAAGUGGCCACUUCGACAAGAGUGCUAUUGGCAAUGUCCGAAUUGCAUCCAACGACAGUCGGCGCGUAUCGUCGUCGGCGGAAGUGGCGGGACUGAAUCCUACGCCUGUUCCUGUGGCCGUCGCUGCCUCUCCGUCAACGUGA
This is a messenger RNA of Penicillium maclennaniae, 2895 nucleotides long. Its product is annotated as putative kinesin family protein (KipA). Gene Ontology annotation, biological process: microtubule-based movement. Gene Ontology annotation, molecular function: microtubule motor activity; microtubule binding; ATP binding. The transcript is spliced from 2 exons. The record is from RefSeq and is a predicted model, not a curated record. The coding region runs from base 1 to 2895 and encodes 964 amino acids. NCBI's taxonomy places the organism in Eukaryota, Fungi, Ascomycota, Eurotiomycetes, Eurotiales, Aspergillaceae.